Molecule: messenger RNA, 1337 nt
Organism: Musca domestica (house fly)
Lineage: Eukaryota; Metazoa; Arthropoda; Insecta; Diptera; Muscidae
Product: ribosome biogenesis regulatory protein homolog
Exons: 4
Coding region: 122-1162 (346 amino acids)
Biological process (GO): ribosome biogenesis; ribosomal large subunit biogenesis; endonucleolytic cleavage in ITS1 to separate SSU-rRNA from 5.8S rRNA and LSU-rRNA from tricistronic rRNA transcript (SSU-rRNA, 5.8S rRNA, LSU-rRNA)
Cellular component (GO): nucleus; preribosome, large subunit precursor; nucleolus
Molecular function (GO): protein binding
Source: RefSeq, a predicted model, not a curated record
GUGUAGUCAGCGGCUUCAUAGUCCGCGUCAACACAACACGUGCACAUCAAAACAUCAACAUCAAUCCAUUCGUCCUUUAAUUUUCUCCUUUUAGACCGAUUUUAUUAAAAUAUCCAACAAAAUGGAUAUUGUCAAGGAAGUUUUGGAGAAACAACAGAGGGAGUUGGAGAAAUAUAAACCCAUUACGGUUGAGAAACAUUUGGAAUGCGAAUUGGAUGUGGGUACAAUGUUAAUCACAGAUCCAAAUGAUUUGGAUGAGCAUGCAAUGAAGGAAAACAGAGAAAACUAUUUGCUGAAUUUAACCCGCGACAACACUCAGUUAUUAAUAAACAGCAUUUGGGAAUUACCUACGGAACGAGUUGAUGAAUGUAUUGUAGCCAAAUUGCCAGAGCCAAUUACAACAAUACCUCGCCUGCGUAAGAUUCCUGGACCUAAACCUAUGACUAAAUGGGAGAAAUUCGCAAAAGAAAAGGGUAUUACGAAAAAGAACAAGGAAAAGAAGGUCUACGACGAAACUUUGGAUAAAUGGGUACCCACAUACGGCUACAGACGUGCUGAUGCCGAAAAACAAAAGGAUUGGGUUUUGGAAGUGCCACAAAAUGUUGAUCCAAUGGAGGAUAUGUUCCAGAAAAAGAUCGACUUGCGUAAUGAAAAGGUGGCUAAGAAUGAAAUUCAGCGCAUGAAGAAUAUUGUAAGGGCUAGAAAGGAAGAGGUACCUCGUAGUGGUUAUUUGGGAGCAGAGGCUGCCACUUCCAAUCAGUUGUUGACAGCAGUUACUGUAGCUAAAUCGUCAACAGCUUCAGUUGGUAAAUUCCAAAACAAACUUCCCAAAGAGAAGGAAGCUCGUGGUAUUGGUGUCAAAGAACUUAUUCCAGGCUCCAAACGUAAGGCUUCCCACGUUACUGAUACCCCUGAAAAAGAAGCCAAUUUGGAUCUCAUCAAGAGUGUUUUGAACAAGAAACCCAAGAUUGAUAUUGAAAAGGCAAUUUCAUUACAGAAACAUGAUGAACGUUUAGAACGUGAGGAGAAUCCUGAACAAGGCAAAGGAAAGAAGGGUAAAAAGGGUAAGGGAAGUCGCAAAGCUGUAGGCAAGAAACCUAAAGGCGGCAGAGGUCAAAGAGCGCCCGGCAAAAAGCCUGCCAUUGGUCGCAAGAGAAGAUAAACUGAAUAUUCAGCUUUAAUACAAACACAACUAUAAGCUAAGAAAAAUAUAUUUUUUUCUGUUUAUAUUUUAGUUUUAAUUUAAAAAUGAAAAACUAUCUAUUUUUACGGCUAUUAUGAAAAAUAAUAUAAUUUCCAUUUCUACAAAUAAAAAAAGUCUUUAAAAAUAGCAAUAA